GCUGGCUCGCCGCGUCGCGGUGCGUCUGCAAGGCCUGGCGCCGCACCAUCGACGAGCGCCGCCUCCUGCGCCCUGACCUGCUCCCACUCUCAUUCGCCGGCAUCUUCAUCCAGUUCGACUCACACGCGUUCCCGGAGUUCUUCGCCCGCCCCUCUCCCUCAUCAGCCAAUACCAAGCUCGACUUCUUGCCUCCCCCCAUGUAUCCCUUUGAUGGGGUAGGCGACGGGUUUGACGAAGACUACUUUGUUCGAGACCACUGCAAUGGCCUCCUCCUGACCAGCCUGUACGUUGUCAACCCUGUCACGCGACGCUGGGAUCUUUUGCCUCCGCGCCGGCGCCCGGCCGAUCCAGAAUGGAUGACCUUUUGGUUCAAUAUAAGCAUCUAGUCUUCGAUCCCACCGUGUCACCCCACUACCAAGUGUUCAGCAUUCCCAGUUUGCGCGAGCAGAGUACCUAUAGGGACAUGGGGGUCUGCAGUACCGUCCAAUUAGACCGCUUAGUGGAGAAAUCCGAAUGGCCGCCGUCUACAUACAUCCUGGAUGUCUUCUCCUCAAUGUCGGAUCGCUGGGAGGAGAGGCCUUUUGCUAGAGAAGGUGAUGUUGCAGGGAUUGUCGAGGCACGACAAGAUCACCCCUACGGAUGGUCAUCGGCCAAACGUGGCGCUGCCUACUGGCAACAAGCACUUUAUGUGCACUGCCAGCCUAAUGCUGUCAUGAGGAUAUCUCUUUCCGAUGACAAGUACCGCGUGAUUAAACUACCAACCGACAAGGAAACCAUGGCUUAUCUAGGAAGAUCAAAAAAAAGGCGUGUACUAUGCAUCGUUCGUUAAGGAUCUCUUUCGAGUUUGGAUCCUGGAUGAAUCAUAUGGUCAGAUGAAGUGGAUGAUGAAGGGUGAAUAUGACCUUAAGUGCGUGCGAGCGUCAGAUCAGCGUGUUCAUGGUCCAUGGGUCUUACAAGACAUUAACUAUGAAUUCUUCCGUUCUCAACUUCCAGAAGUCAAGAAGAAAGCAAUAGUCCAAGAAAAAACUGACUGGGACUCCGACAAUGACGGUGCAGACAACAUCGUAGACAUGGCUGAAGAGCGUCGUCAUGGAUGUGAUGUACUUGGAUUUCACCCAUUCAAAGAGAUUACACGCCUACCAUUUGAAUAGCUCGAGGGUUGAAUGCUUAGGCAACAUGCGCCCAGCCUGUUAUAAUCUUUUUGAAGGCUUCAGAUCUACCGAACAAAAUUAUGAAUAUUUUCCGUACACGCCAUGUUGGGUAGGCGAGUUCCAUAGCAACAACAAAUGUAAUUUAUAACGGCAGUCAUC
Triticum dicoccoides is the source of this 1310-nucleotide messenger RNA. RefSeq lists its product as uncharacterized. The transcript is spliced from 2 exons. The record is from RefSeq and is a predicted model, not a curated record. NCBI's taxonomy places the organism in Eukaryota, Viridiplantae, Streptophyta, Magnoliopsida, Poales, Poaceae. The coding region runs from base 353 to 829 and encodes 158 amino acids.